CAGAUUGACAGAUAAAAUAAUUAGAAAAGCUGUAGACAGGGCAUCAUUGGACAACAUUAUUUUGUCCAGUUUUUGAACAAAAAGUACUGAAGGCAGAUUUUAAAUCACAUUCUAAAAUAAAAUAAUCGUUUCAACUUUAAUAACAACACAGAGUCGGAGCUUAACUAUGUCUAAAUAUAAGAUAACCAGCCUUUCAUCUGUCCAGAAUGAGUUAAAAGAGUAUUGUCAACACCACGAGGUUGAAAUUAUACAACACUAUUGUCGUGAUCAUAAAGUACUUGCGUGCAGCUCAUGCGUAGCAUCGGACCAUCGAGCAUGCAAGAAUGAUUAUAUUCCUGAAGUGUCCAGAAAUUACAACAACAGCAAAGAGUUCAAGGCCGUUCUUCAAUCCUUGCAGAUCAUACAGACAAAUUGUCAGAAAAUGAUGAUAAAAUCAAAGGAGAACCAAACAAAAAUUGCCCAGAAUGAGAGCAAAGUUAGACAGGAAAUCAAAAAAUUAUGCCGAGAAAUCAGGGACAGAAUUGACCAAUGGGAGAAAGAGCUUGAAAAUGAGGCUGCAGAACUUCUAAAAAUAGAACAUUCCAAGACUGAUUCAAUCGGUAAUGAGUGUAAGAAGAUUGAAUCUCAAAUAACAAUCUUGCAAGAUGAUUUGAAAGCUUUGCAGGCAUCCAAUAGAAAUAAUGAAUUGUUUGUACGAGUUAAGAAAUCCGAAAUUGACCUACAAAACUACUCAACAGCGAUGAGUGAAAUGGCUGAGAAUACUUUAAUAAAUGAUGUAAUGUUGAUAACUCAUGCACCUAUUCAGAAAAUAUUAAAGGUCGACACAUGUCUUGGAGAGGUUGUCAGCAAGGAGAGUUCAAAUACUCAAAUAGAAACCAUAGAACCUAUUAAACUAGUAACAGAAGAGCCUAAGAAAGUAGGAGCUUUAUAUGAUAGAUUAUCAGCAACAUUCUCUGGGCAAAUAAACAUAAAAAUGUUGUCUGAUAAAACAACUUACAACAUUACUGGAAUAGCUAUAAUUGGAACCGAUCUAUUGGCUGUUGCUGAUUUUAUAAACAGUAAAAUAAAAACCGUUGACGCAAAGCAACAUAAGGUUUUAUCAAGUUUAAAGUUGUCGUCCGGGCCGUGGGAUCUUGCUCGUCUUCCAGAAGAUGAACUUGCAGUCACACUUCCGGAUGAACAUAUUAUACAGAUUGUAUCAACUUCAGGUGUCCCGUCAACGGUCAAACAAAUUAAAGUUGGCGGUUACUGUUAUGGAUUGGCUUACAGUGAUGAAAAACUGGUCGUCACACUGCAUACAUUCCCUGCUAAUGUCCAAACCAUUACCAUGGACGGUACGGUGCUACAAACCAUAAAGUUUGAUACUUUUGGAAAAGGUCUUUUUGUAUUUCCCUGGUAUGUUACCAUAAAUGAGAUGACUAAACAAAUCUAUAUAUCAGAUUCUGAUAAGAAAGAUAUCAAAUGUGUCGACUGGAACGGCGAGGUUGAAGGUGUCUACACGGAACCCAAAUUGUCCUGUACAUAUGGACUCGCUUCAUUGGUUGAUGGCACGAUAAUAGUGUCCAGUUAUAAUAAUAAUACAUUACACCUGGUGUCGUCUGAUUUCAAGAAGGGUCGAGUGUUGCUCCAGUAUAAAGACGGCAUUCGAGAUCCACGUUGUCUGGCUGUAAACUGGGAUCAGAGGAAACUUUAUAUUGGAUGUUAUCAGAAUGUUAACAUACAGGUGUAUGAUUUGAAGUGACAGUUACUGAA
This is a messenger RNA of Ruditapes philippinarum (Manila clam), 1752 nucleotides long. RefSeq lists its product as uncharacterized. The record is from RefSeq and is a predicted model, not a curated record. NCBI's taxonomy places the organism in Eukaryota, Metazoa, Mollusca, Bivalvia, Venerida, Veneridae. Gene Ontology annotation, biological process: positive regulation of DNA-templated transcription. The transcript has a single exon. Gene Ontology annotation, cellular component: nucleoplasm; chromatin. Gene Ontology annotation, molecular function: ubiquitin-protein transferase activity; zinc ion binding. The coding region runs from base 167 to 1741 and encodes 524 amino acids.